Nematolebias whitei (Rio pearlfish) is the source of this 708-nucleotide messenger RNA. It is a transcript of the gene mtrfr, whose product is annotated as mitochondrial translation release factor in rescue. The record is from RefSeq and is a predicted model, not a curated record. Gene Ontology annotation, biological process: translational termination. The coding region runs from base 116 to 604 and encodes 162 amino acids. Gene Ontology annotation, cellular component: mitochondrion. The transcript is spliced from 2 exons. Gene Ontology annotation, molecular function: translation release factor activity. Lineage: Eukaryota; Metazoa; Chordata; Actinopteri; Cyprinodontiformes; Rivulidae.
CGUAAAUAAAAAAAAGAAAUGUGACCGUGAGGCGGUGAUACCGUUGAAGGAAAGUCCAAAUCCCGCUUUCAUUUAACAAAAGUUUACUUGUUUGUUGACAAUAAUUAGUAUUGUCAUGUCACUGCUUGUCCUUUUUACCAGCCGUAUGCUGAGUGUUUCUGGGCGGGUCGGACGGAGAGCUGCUCCGGGCUUAUCUCCGCUGCUAACACCGACCUCACCGGGGCUCACGCGGGUUCUGGCUGUUGGUAAAAAGGAUCUGACGAAUUUUCCGAUCCUAAAUGAGGAUGAGCUUGAAGAGCAGUUUGUGCGAGGAUCCGGACCCGGAGGCCAGGCCACCAAUAAAACCAGCAACUGCGUGGUCCUCAAACACAUCCCCACAGGAAUUGUAGUGAAGUGCCAUCAGACCAGAUCUGUGGAUAUAAAUCGGAAGCGAGCCCGGGAAAUAAUGAGAGAGAAACUUGAUGUUGAAUAUAAAGGAGAGCUCAGUGAAAUUAUUGUAAAGAAGAAAGAAUCUGUGCUAAGGAAACAAGAAAAAAGAAGAAAAGUGAAUGAGAAACUGGAGAGAAAAAGACUUUUUAAAGAAACUCUGACUGAAGACUCCUAACCUGAAAAUGAUGCUAUUUAAUGUGUUCAGGUAGAAAAUGGAAGGUGGACUCAAGCACAUGAAACAAAAUGCUGUUGUUUUUUUCUAAUAACCUAAUAAAAUAA